AUGUCGAACGGACGCGGACGAAGCUUGAUAUGGCGCCUGAUGGCUGCCUUUGAACCCGAGGAGCCGGACUAUCCCCGUCUUUCCUCCCACCCCAACGCCCUGGGUUACCCUCCUAUCCCUCAUCCGAAUGCACAGGAAGAAGACGUUUACCAGCAAAGUUACCCAACCAGUUACCAAAAAAGUCCCGAACAAAGUCGCGAUCCAAGCCACAGUGACCCGCGAGCCCACCGCAUCAAUGUGGCUACAACAAAUGCCGGUUCCCUCAUUCCACCGGGCGACAAGCUCCUCGUUUUUCGCGCUCUGACAGGAAUCGAUAGCGUCCCUGCGCUGACAAUACCCCACCACAACCCUCGCACUGCAGUCAAUGUCGGUAUCUACGCCCGCGUCGUGAGCGCCGAGCAAAAGGUCGCGAAGCGAUAUCGCUUUUUCAGCAUCCUCAUCAACACAUGUCUGGGAAUCCAGAUCGUGGUCGCCGCCGCAUUGACUGCCCUAGGCGCCGCGAGUGGUCCACACUCGGCCGUCACGGCGUUUGGUGCGAUAAACACAAUCAUGGCUGGUAUUCUGACCUACCUAAAGGGGUCGGGACUGCCGGAUCGUCUUAAGCACUACCAGAACGAAUGGCGAAAUAUCCGAGAAUACAUCGAGCAGCGAGAACGAGAAUUUUGUUUGGACGGAUGUCUACUGGACGUGCAGGAGGAAAUACAAAUCGUCGAGAGCAUGUAUGAGGGCGUCAAGCGCGAGAUCGAAGCUACAAAGAGUGGUGAACAUAGCAAUAAUUCUGGUGGAAGCAAUCGACGGGCCUUCUUCCCGACUUCUCACAAUGCGCAACCGAAUGCUCCUCAACGGGGCGAAUCGCACAGCCCAAUAUCAGUCCCGGAACCGUCGUUAGAAAAGCAUUGA
This is a messenger RNA of Aspergillus wentii DTO 134E9, 900 nucleotides long. RefSeq lists its product as uncharacterized. The record is from RefSeq and is a predicted model, not a curated record. The transcript has a single exon. Bases 1 to 900 code for a protein of 299 amino acids. NCBI's taxonomy places the organism in Eukaryota, Fungi, Ascomycota, Eurotiomycetes, Eurotiales, Aspergillaceae.